Messenger RNA from Neocloeon triangulifer, 2255 nucleotides. Its product is annotated as transforming growth factor-beta-induced protein ig-h3. The record is from RefSeq and is a predicted model, not a curated record. Bases 43 to 1977 code for a protein of 644 amino acids. NCBI's taxonomy places the organism in Eukaryota, Metazoa, Arthropoda, Insecta, Ephemeroptera, Baetidae. The transcript is spliced from 14 exons.
UCCAGCGACCAGCCGGCGGAAGAGAUCAGUCAGUCGAGGACCAUGGCGCGGCUGGGCAGAGUGUGUCCACUGGUGCUGCUCUUACUAUUAAUUGUUGGCGGCACCGAAGCGGCCAAAAAGAAGAAGCUUCCGUGGUACCUCAAAGUGGGACAGGAGCAAGGACCGAACGCGUGCGUGGUCGAGGAGAUUCCGGGCAAGAGCUGGAGAUACUGGACCGAAUGCAAAUAUCACAACAACAGACAGAUUUGUGGCCAGAAAACGAGGCUUAAAUACGAAUGCUGCGGAGGAUUCCACCAGCUCGAUAGUCAGGCCGGUUGCACUGGAGUGAACCCGAUGGCUGACGUUCUGCAGACGGCCAAACACUACGGCGCUGCCAAGUUCGUCGAGUUCGUCGAGCAGGCCGGCCUCACCAGCAGGUUCAAGCGCGAGGGACCGUUCACGCUCUUCGCACCCAUCGACAAAGCCUUUGAGAAAAUGUCUGGAGAUCAAAGGCUGCGCUUGGUUCCGAGUCGGCAGAAAAAUUCAAGCAUUCUUCUCCACGCCAUUGGCCACCGAGUGGACACCGACGACAUAGGCUCGGACACGGUUUUGCCCUCUCUCUAUGGUCUGGAUUUACGAAUCAACAAAUACACAAACGGAAUGAAAACGGUCAAUUGCGUGCUUCUGCUGAGGAAAGAUCUGCAAGCGACAAACGGAGUCGUCCAUCUAGUGGAAAAAAUUCUCGAGCCGUACGUCGUGGUGCCGGGAAAAAAUAUCGCCGAAAUGAUCGAAUCGGACGGCAGAUUCAGCGAACUGGCGAAGGCACUCGAAGGCACCAAGUGCAAGAAGAGGCUCGAGAACUCGCAGCAGAGCUACACGAUUUUGGCGCCGUCCGACGAGGCCUUCCAGAAACUUAGUCAGGGCAAAUUGGAGCGGCUCCUCAGCAACCCUGAAAUCAAGGAAGCUCUUCUGGAGAACCACAUCAUUCCGCACCCGACGUGUUUGAGCGCCGUGACAACCAAGACAAACCAACGAACUUUGGGCAAAGAGAAACUCGAAUUUGAUUGUGACAGCAAAGGAGUGAGCAUUUCUGGGCAGAAGAUGAGGAAUCACUAUCAGAUCGGCACCAACGGUCUGCUCUACAUGAUUGAUGAUUUGAUAUUUCCCCAAAAAGCCAUGAGUGCAAUGCAGAUUGCGGAAAACGAAAAGCUGUUCACAUUUUCCCACGUUCUUCGGACGUCUGGGAUGUCGGACAUUCUGGAAACAAUGCCCAACAUGACACUUUUCGCCCCUAGCGAAGCGGCCAUGUAUUCUUUACCAAAAGAAGAGCUGCAGCAGCUCAAGGAGAACAAGGAAAAGGCAAGGAAAUUUGUCAUGUAUCACGUGGUUGAGGGAAAUCUGCGCUCCGAUUCGAUGGUCGCCGACAGGAGCGUCCGUUCGCUGGACAACAAGAAUAAGCUUCGAGUUCAGUUGGAAUUGAACUCGUUCGGCGUCCAGGGUGCCAAGUUGGAGAAAAAGGACCUCGGGGGCAGCAACGCGUGCAUGCACAUCAUCAACAAGCCGCUGAAACCGCCGGCCGAGUCAGCCGAAGGAAUGCUCAGGACCAUGGGAAAUUUCUCUUAUUUCGUGAAAGGGUUGAGUCAAGUGCUGAAAUCCAUGAAUCACAAUGGCUCUGUGACGGUGAUGGCCCCGACGGACAAAGCGUUCAAGGAGCUCCCGGAGGAUAAACUUCUGCAAUACACUUCCGACCGCAAGUUUAUGCAUAAGAUCAUCAAAGGUCACAUUGCUGACCACAUGGUGACCUUUUCAAUGCUACGGCCAGGAUUGAAAUAUUUAAUCAAAACCAAACACACUCCUGUGUACUUCUCUGUCGACAAACUCGGACGUCACACGAUUGGAGAGGCCGAGGUCAUCCAGUCCGACCUCACUGUGCUCGAGGGCGUCGUCCAAAUUUUGGACACGGUGCUCAUCAGUUCCAGCAACGGCCACAAAAAAUGAAUAUUUUAUCCAGAUUAAUUAAUUAAGAGACCAUUCAGUGUUCACUAAUGAAAAUAAUAAUAAUAAUUUUAUGGGCCAAUCAUUAACUUCUAUUGCACUCUCUGAUUUUUAGAGGAAAACGAGAAUAAAAUUUUAUGUAACCUGAAACUCUUUCAAGUACAGAGUUGCAUAUUAUUUUUUUUUCAUCGAGUUUAUUAACAUUUAACAUUAUAGAUCAUUAUUGAAUAAUUUUCGCAUUUUAUGUGUAUUUUUAAUAAUAAAAGGAGGAUAUUCCAAUU